AAACUAUGACAGCCUUUUCCAUUUAGAAUAGGAAAAGUUGGAAAUCAAAAGCGAGUUGUUGGAGUGUUGCUGGGCUCUUGGCAGAAGAAAAUAUUAGACGUUUCCAACAGUUUUGCAGUCCCUUUUGAUGAGGAUGAUAAAGAUGACUCUGUGUGGUUUCUAGACCAUGAUUAUCUGGAGAACAUGUAUGGAAUGUUUAAAAAAGUCAAUGCCAGGGAAAGAAUUGUUGGUUGGUACCACACAGGCCCCAAGCUGCACAAAAAUGACAUUGCCAUCAAUGAACUAAUGAAGAGAUAUUGUCCUAAUUCUGUGUUGGUAAUUAUUGAUGUAAAACCAAAGGACCUGGGCCUGCCAACAGAAGCCUAUAUUUCAGUUGAAGAAGUUCAUGAUGAUGGAACGCCAACCUCCAAGACUUUUGAACACGUGACCAGUGAAAUUGGAGCUGAGGAAGCAGAGGAAGUUGGUGUUGAACACUUGUUACGAGAUAUUAAAGACACAACAGUGGGCACUCUGUCCCAGCGCAUCACAAACCAAGUCCAUGGUUUGAAGGGACUGAACUCCAAGCUUCUGGAUAUCAGGAGCUACCUAGAAAAAGUGGCCAUGGGCAAACUACCCAUCAAUCACCAGAUCAUCUACCAGCUUCAGGAUGUCUUCAACCUCCUGCCAGAUGUCAACCUGCAGGAGUUUGUGAAGGCCUUUUACCUGAAGACCAAUGACCAGAUGGUGGUGGUCUACUUGGCUUCUCUUAUCCGGUCUGUGGUUGCCCUACACAACCUCAUCAACAACAAGAUUGCCAACAGAGAUGCAGAGAAGAAGGAAGGUCAGGAGAAGGAGGAGAGCAAAAAGGAGAGGAAAGAUGAGAAGGAGAAAGACAAAGAGAAAGGUGAUGGCAAGAAAGAGGAGAAAAAAGAGAAAAAAUGAAAAGUGUAGUUUUUUAUUUGUAAAUUAAAAUCUUGUAAACUAAAUCACUCUGCUGCUAGGAGGUUCUUUUCACUUGUCAAAGUGAUCAGAGUUCUCAGUUCUUGCCUGUCUUGGGAGGCACUUUCAGAUCAGUUGCCUUUGCCCUGACAUCAUACAGGCAGACAGCUGGAUAGACAGGGAU
Pelodiscus sinensis (Chinese soft-shelled turtle) is the source of this 1102-nucleotide messenger RNA. NCBI's taxonomy places the organism in Eukaryota, Metazoa, Chordata, Testudines, Trionychidae. The record is from RefSeq and is a predicted model, not a curated record.